UUAUAUAUACGCGCAUACACUCACCCUAUGAAUGAGCCGGCAUAUCAUCUUAAGAUUUAUGAAGCAACUGUAGGCGCCUCAUAGUCGACGGGAACGUCUCCUUCCAUUAAACGCGCAUCAUCGAAAAAAUGCGAGCACUGGGACUUGAACCCUGAUGGACUUUGAUUAACUUUUUUAGGGGUAAUCAGCGAUUAAUUGAUCGCUAUUGAGGCUCAGAAAAAUCAUAUAUUUAAGUAUCUGUAUAUCAUAUAACAUGGUCGUCUCCGGUUGUAAGAAGUGUGUAUUUUUCAGAAUGGGUGGGCCCCGAGCGACAGUCACUGAGCAAAAACCGGGUGCAGAAGAUUGAAGUUUCGAGGAAAAGCGAAAGAAGUAUCGUGUGCGUUUCCGUGGAGGUACGUGUAGCUGUUGUAUAUCCUUUGCUAGUCAGUCCUUUUCGCGUACGGUCCAAGCUAAGCUCAGCUUCCAGCCGUGUUCUUCCUCUAUCGGCCACGCAUAGCCGCGAAAGCAUUUAGCAACAACGUAGACAUAUACGAUUAUUCGAAGAAAAAAAAACGUAGAUAUAGUACGAUGGUAGCAGCGCACGUAUGUCUUCCUGACGUACCGAAAUACCUCACGUUUGACCCAUCUUCUGUCCCCAUGACGCAAAAAAUACUUACUACACCUACGGCUACGGGCUCCCCCCAACGUCGCCGGUUUGGAUCAAAACAUUCCAGUUAACUCUAGAUUAAAGAAGUGCAAAAGAGGAAGGGAAACAGGCCACGCAACGGCGACGGAGACGGCCGGCUGAUUUGAGGACGAAAUCGAGCUGAAAUUUCGACGGUGAUGCCGUGGCGGCGAGUCGUACGCGGAUGAUAUGCUUGAGCCGUACGCGGAGCGGGGGGCUACAGCUGAAAGACCUUGACCGGACGAAUCGCACUCGCACAGCGACGGUGGAUUCGAAGAAGCGCGAUGCCGUUGGCCGGGAUCGUGCCCUCCUCCGCCGCGGCUUUUCUCCUCCUAUUCGUCCUCUUGGCCGAGGGGCAGCCGGCGGAAGGCCUCAUGGCCAAGAACGGCAGCGAGGCCUUCUUGGCGCCAGAGCCAGAGGUGUGCUACUGCUACCGGAGGAGCGUCACCGACGGGGAAGCCAAGCUGACCAAGACGGUCGCCGUCGGCCCUAUUGAGCUGGGCCUGGGCGCAGUGCCGACGUCAAAGACAACAGCAGUCCCGGCGGACACGCACGCGCCCGCACCUCCAGCGCUAGCCCCGCCUGCCGCUGAAACGGGCUUGAGCUGGCGAGCCAAGGCAUGGUGCUGCUGGGUCCUCGCCGUGGCAACGGUGGUCGUCGUGUUCGUGGUGAGGCCUGAAACGUUCCUAGUAUCACCGCGAAUCGACGGCAUGUUCAUCACCGACGGCGAGGGAGAUCCGCCGGUUGAUGGCAACGAACAUACCACCAUGGGCAUGGAUACGGUGCCCGACAUCCUCAAAGUCAGCGUCGACUCAAGCGAAACUAGGCGAGAACGUGGAUCGAGUCCGAUGCCCCGACCCCAGCCGCACGACCCCAUGUUGAUCGCCGAUACCAAUGGGGAUUCGCUGGUGGACGGCCACCACGACGGCCGCGGCGAGCUCUUCUACUGCCCCAUGUGCAUGGAGGCGGCGCCCAUCAUCCUCAAAUCCCGCUUCGACUCGUGCGACGACCACGCCUUCUGCUCGAGCUGUGUCGCCAAGUACGUCGCUGUGAAGCAGCGCCAGGACAUCGCUCUUCCCGUCGAAUGCCCCGACUGCGAGGACGACGCCUGCCGCGACCCCUUGUUGAACAGCGAUGGCGAGGGCAAUGGAGAUUCACGGGCGGACGGCAACGGUAAGCGCUUCUACUGCGCCAAGUGCAUGCAUGUGGCGCCAUGUGCAUGUAUACGGCCCAGCUUCACCUCGUGCGCCCACGACUUCUGCUCGAGCUGUGUUUCUCGUCAACUGCGAGGACGCCGCUGCCAAGCCGGAAAGCUUCCGCGGCAUCACCCCACCGACACCGACCUCCUCCCCAAGGGCAAUGGAGAUUUGCCGGUCGACGUUGGCGGGGAGCUCUUCGACUGCGCCAUCUGCAUGGAGCUGGUGCCCGGCACCCUCAAGUUCAGCGUCAACUCGUGCGCCCACGCCUUCUGCUCGGGCUGCGUCGCCCAGUACAUCGCCGCCAAGCUUGACGACAAGGUCGCUCGCAUCGGAUGCCCGCACCCAGGCUGUGAGGACGGUGCCGUCGAGCCGGAGAGCUGCCACGGCAUCAUCCCCACGGACCUCCUCGACAAGUGGGGCUUGCUGCUGUGCGAGCUCGCGGUAGGCGCCAAGAGGAUGUACUGCCCGUACCGGGAAUGCUCGGCGCUCCUGCUCGCCGACAGCGAGGCGGCGAUCGCCGAGGCGGAGUGCCCGCACUGCCACCGGCUUUUCUGCGCCCGGUGCGCCGUGCCGUGGCACGGCGGCUUCGGGUGCGACGAGUUCCAGAAGCUCGGGCCGGAGGAGCGCGGCCGGGAGGACCUCUUGCUCCGGCGUCUCGUCGGCAAGGAGGGCUGGCAGCGGUGCCCCGAGUGCCAGAUGUUCGUGGAGAAAUCGGAAGGGUGCAACUACAUCAAAUGCAGGUGUGGAUACAGCUUCUGCUACCGAUGCGCAUCCGAGUUGUCCGCGCAAAACCAUUACUGCAACAAGUGCAAGCGCUAAUAACGGUCUGGUUGGCUAUGGAGGGACGCUUCUUACUACCAACUACCACAUGAGUUCAUCUCGGCCAUGUUAAUUUCCUCAAGCCUUCAUCCAAAAAAUGUUUCCUCGAGCGAACAAUGGAAAUCUAGUCAGGAAAAGAACCUUGAUUAAUUAGGUUGUACAGCUUUGUUUGGUUGAUUCUCCACUUGUCGGUGUGGAUUGGUGACAAUAAUAUUCUUGCCACUUUCGAUUUGUAAUUAGGGUAGAGUCAACCAUGUCUUUGAGCUAGCAAUCGCCGUGCUUGUUUUAUAAUGUCCGGCUUGCAACGAACUAUGCACACUACUACAAAUUAAAUUACUAUUGAUCACUCAUCACUGACCGUGUCAGUGAUGAGGGCAACAUUCAGCUACUGAUAUGCCUC
Molecule: messenger RNA, 3082 nt
Organism: Aegilops tauschii subsp. strangulata
Lineage: Eukaryota; Viridiplantae; Streptophyta; Magnoliopsida; Poales; Poaceae
Biological process (GO): protein ubiquitination
Molecular function (GO): ubiquitin-protein transferase activity; zinc ion binding
Source: RefSeq, a predicted model, not a curated record